Messenger RNA from Triplophysa rosa, 5667 nucleotides. RefSeq names its product somatostatin receptor 5 (gene sstr5). The coding region runs from base 424 to 1593 and encodes 389 amino acids. The record is from RefSeq and is a predicted model, not a curated record. The transcript has 3 exons. Gene Ontology annotation, cellular component: membrane; neuron projection. Gene Ontology annotation, molecular function: neuropeptide binding; somatostatin receptor activity. NCBI's taxonomy places the organism in Eukaryota, Metazoa, Chordata, Actinopteri, Cypriniformes, Nemacheilidae. Gene Ontology annotation, biological process: regulation of insulin secretion; cellular response to glucocorticoid stimulus; neuropeptide signaling pathway.
UGCGCGUGGAGAGAGCAGCACCUCUCUUACAGGAUCCAGCCGGGUCAGGUCACCUUUGUAUAGAGGAAAACACUAAAAUCCUAAUGAUAUAUUUCUUAGGUAAAUGUAAACAAAUAUAUGCUUACAUUUUGUGGAAGUUUAGCCAAAUAAAAUUUGAGCGUCUCUGCGAAAGAGAAUUGCGCAUAAUGCGCGCACCACGGAUAACUUACUAGUGCGCUAGUUUACACGGGGAUUGGGAAUGAAGGUGAUGCCUUACUGGUUGUUGAUGCUGGAUCUCAGACAACGAGACACCGAAUUUCUUACCGAUUUGGUUUGAAACAGGAGUUUGGUUAUCUGGCGGAGGCGCACCGAUGCAUCGCAUUUAAGCCUCUUGAUGACUCCAAAAUCAGAAGUUCUUCGCCAAAGCUGAACGUGCGUCCCAAGAUGGCAACCCGGGGUCCCACGUGGAACAUGUCAACCUUCGACAUCUUAAAUCGAUCUGAAAUCACCAACGUCACCCUAAACUCCAGUGAAAGCUUUCUCUCUGAGGACGAAAGCACCAAAGUCAUGGCCGUGAUAUACCUCGUCGUGUUUGUCCUAGGUUUGACGGGAAACUCUUUGGCUAUAUUCGUGGUCCUGCGUUACACUAAAAUGAAGACGGUCACCAACAUGUACAUCUUAAAUUUAGCGGUAGCCGACGAGCUGUACAUCCUCGGACUUUCAUUUCUCACAACCCACAACGUGCUCUCGUACUGGCCGUUCGGCAACUUUCUGUGCCGUAUCGUGAUGUGGGCAGACUCCAUCAGUCAAUUCACCAGCACAUUCUGUCUGACAGUAAUGAGCAUUGAUCGCUACAUGGCCGUGGUGCAUCCCAUCCGCAGCACCAGGUGGAGGCGGCCCAGCGUUGCCAAGGUGAUAAAUAGCAUGGUAUGGGCGCUAUCUUGUGUUCUGACGCUGCCCGUCAUUAUUUACUCUGACGUUCAGCCCGAUCUGAACACCUGCAAUAUGAGCUGGCCCGAACCGCGUGACGUGUGGUCCACCACCUUCAUCGUCUACACCGCCGUCUUGGGCUUCUUCUGCCCUUUGCUGGUCAUCUGUCUUUGUUACCUGCUCAUCGUGGUGAAGGUGAAGUCGGCCGGGGCGCGGGCCGGGCUCUCCAAACGUCGCAGAUCAGAGAGGAAGGUCACGAGGAUGGUGGUGAUCAUAGUAGUGGUGUUCGUCCUGUGCUGGUUGCCAUUUUUCAUCCUCAACAUCAUCAACCUGAUCCAGACUCUGCCGGAGAACAACCUCGUCACUGGCGUCUACUUCCUCACCGUCAUCUUGACCUACGUCAACAGCUGUGCCAAUCCGCUUCUCUACGGGUUCCUGUCUGAUAACUUCAAACAGAGCUUCCAGAAGGUCCUCUGCAUCCACAGGGCGAGCGGGGUGAGCGACGGCCGCCUGGGUCACUCGCACCUGAACAGGAGCCGUCAGAAUGACCCGUUCUUCUCUCCAAGGAGCUCUGAAAACAAUGAGCACGCGCAGAGCUAUCAAACUAUUGGUUUGGAGACCGGGCGCUGUGACAAAACGGAAAACCACCGACCCGGACCACAAGCGAUGAGCCAGUCCAUAUAAGAGACCACCAUGCGUGUGGGAAAUCUGAGGGAUGGAUGUUUGAAACGGUCUUGUUUUGUACAAGCGUGCAUCUAGACAUUCCUCCACAACAACACAGGGCAUAUAUGGAGUUCAGCGAAGGGACCCAGAGAGGUUGGUAGCUGUUACGGAAAACAUUUCGUUGGAUCUUUGACAAUCGGUGGUGGUUUCACAUUUUUGUUAGACGCUCAACGUCUCUUGGUGGAUUUCCAGAAUUCCCUGCGGAUGAAUCUGAGGAUAUAUGAGAAAAUACACAUCACUUUUAACUGACACGUCACAUUGGACCCAGUUCCGCAGGAGAUAGCAAAUAAAUAAUCGUUCAUUUCAAUGACUUCACACAUUGAUCUAGACUUCUGGAUGGAUGGUUGCAUUCAGUUUCAAAUCCAAACAUGUGUAUCUUAAAGUGUAUUUAUCAUAGAAACAAUUCGGGUAAGAGUCACAUGUCAACAGUCAGAUGAUUUGCUUUAUUUGUUGAGCUGUGUAUUGUUUAUGAUGUUGUAAAGUUGGGUGUUUUCAAUAGAGAUCUAGUGAAAGGGUGUCAGGGGUUUAUUUACUGUACAUAAUGCUCACAGUUCUAUGGGGACUUCAACACGUUUCAUUAGUCCGUCCGUCCAUCAUGACUUGUUUCUUACCUUGAAACUGUUUUCCGUGUGUUUUAGUAAACGUGUAUAUAUUAGAGAAUAGCUAUCGAAGCGUUUUGUUUAAUGUUAUAAUUUCUGAAUGACCUCAACAUCACGACAGAUGCGAUAGGCCUAUUUGCAGUUUGAGACAGGGUCAACUUUUAUGUGCUUUAUUCUCUUUACAUUUACAGUGACAGUACACACCGAUUUACAGUUUAGCCAUUUCGACUAAUUGUCAACUGUAGCUCAGGGGCAGGCGCGACUCAAAACUCCAGAAAACUUCAAAACAAGGACGUUACAAAGACAACAACACACAUUACACACCAGCAGUCUAUAGGCAAGACCAGAAUCUCUCAGUAUUCAGAAAGUGGACUUUAGCACUGAGUUUAACAUAAACAUUUAAUAUAAAAAUACUGGAAUCUAGAGAGAAACCCAGCUCUCUGCUUCAUACAAGACAUCACGCAACCGCUUCGAAGAAGACUUUUUUGCCCAAAUCUAAAGGCGCAUUCACACCAGGAACACAUGUAUUAGCAUCCACACCGACGGACAAUCGUUUUUUUAAUGUUUAUUCUCAAAUCCAACCUAGAAUAUGUCCAUAUUUGACUCAAGCAUUGGUUAAAAAAUAUCACUUAAAAGACAUUAAGUUCACAUGUGCAGAAACACGUGAUCACGUGUGUUUUUUGAACAUUCUUGGGUGAAUCCCAUGGGUUUGUCAUAUGUAAAACGUGUUGCGAUAUGUCUCCACAUGUGAUCACGUGUUUUUCACAAUUUUUUUCUUCCAAAAAACACAUUUCGCAUGUGCUUUUGUAUAUGUAAAACACAUGUUGUACACGUGUGAAAUCCACGUGUCUUUUCUGCAAGGGACGGUGUGUACUGUGCACGCUCUUUAAUUCGGGAUAUAUUUUGAUUGGCUGUCAAAAUGUAAUCACCUAGAACUAAACAAAGACCCCAACGGUAUCCACCCUCUGUAUAGUUAUAGUUGUGGUGUGGACUGCGGUGCUAUUCUCUUGAAUUCACAAUGAUUUUUAAAUCUUUAGUUGUUCUUUGCGUGCGCGGGCUUUAAGGUUGUAUUGCAAUAUCCCAUGAUGCAUCACAACACGCUCCGUCCGGGGUGAGACGAGACCAUGGGCUUUAGUAAUGCCUCCGAGUUGGUUCCAAACGGACUCUCCUUAACAUUCGUUCGGAAAUGUGCUUUCGGCGACAACUAAGGAAAUUCGAGUCUUUCGUGAGAUUAAAUGUUCUGCUGUUGCUCUGCUUCAGCCAGUCAGCAGAAAGAUUCAUUGCAUGCUGCUUGCAAAACGCCAGACAAGCCCUUUCAUGAGCUUUCCCAAACGCUACACUCAUGCCAUCGACCCAACCCAACAACUCACUUUAGCAUUUCUGUUAAACCAUCUCUGUUGCACUUUGCACACUAUAAACUUCAGCCCGUUAGCACAUUCCUGUGCGUCUACACAUAUUCAAGCACUUUUACAUUUUAUUUUAUGCAUAUUCUUUAAAAAAUGUUUGCAUUUAAAUGUCGCAUCUGGCAGAAGCUUUCACGCAAAGUAAUGCAUUCAAUACUAGAAAAUAUAAUACUCUCACAUGUAAACGUGAUACAGUCACAAUACACCAUUAUAGUUUUAGCAUCAACAGGUCACAUGCGUUUGUUUUGAGUCUAGUCACAUGUUUACAGACGGACCCGCUACCUUGAGUUGACUUGUUGAUGUAAGAAAGACCAGUUUUCCAUCCACAGCCUUGACAGACCAGUUAAACACAUUUCACUCCGUCCCCUCAUCCACACGUUACCUCUCUCUCUCCUCUGUUUCUCUCUGCCCUUAUAUUCACACUGUUUACUGAUAAACUCAAGGUGAAGGAGCCCGCAGGUAACACCUGUCUUUUGUACAUCCAAACCUUAUACAAACUCUCAAUGUCAAACCAGAGGACAUUACCCAGCAUGCACCGGGACAUAAAAUCCAUCUGUGCUAAAUAUUCCAGUUUGGUUUGUUUGCAUGGAAAUGCUGUCUGUGAAAUUUGGGCGAGUAAAGAAAAGGUUUGUUGCUCUACAUAUAAGAGGAGGUCCACUUCAUGUCAUGUACAGAACGGUCCAAAAAACUAGGGAUGCUUUAAUCGGUAUUGCUUUAGACAAAGUCGUGGGUUCGAUAUCCAGGAAGCAAACAUACAUAUAAAAUCAAAGCCGGAAUGCACUGUAAGUCGUUUUGGAUAAAAGUGUAUUUACAGUAUUAUUAAUAAUUCAUAUUAUUAAAUAAUGCAUUUCCAUACAUUGGAACCAAGUGCUUAUCAUUUUCAACAAACGCAGCAAUUUCUUACGUAUUAUUCCAUAUAUUGUGAUAUAUUAAUAGUGUAUUAUUCUACACAUUUUCAAAGAUAUAUUCCAUUGUUUAUUAUAUUAAUGUAUUAGUCGUUAGUUAUUAAUAGUUAAAGGGAUAGUUCACCCAAAAAUGAAAAUUCUGUCAUCAUUUACUCACCCUCAGAUUGUUUCAAAUCUGUAUAAAUUACAAAAAAAGAUAUUUGAAAGAAUGUUAGCAAUUUUCAGUUCUGGGACAUAAAAACAUUAUUGUAUUUUUUUUUGGUUCUGCUGAACACAAAAUGAGAUAUUUUAAAGAAUUUAAGAACACAAACAGUUCUGGGGCACAUUUAACUACCAUCUAAUGAUUCCUACUAUGGUAGUUAAUGAUGUCCCGGACCUGAAAACGACUUACAUUCUUCCAAAUAUCUUUCUCUGUGUUCAUCAGAAAAUUUUAAAUAAUAAGUAAUAAUAAGUCAUUUAAAAUCAUGUAACUUAUAUAUGAAAUUACAUGAUGACAGAAUUUUCGUAUGGAAAAAUACAUUAACUUUGCAUAAGGGAUAUUACAUGAAAUAAUCUGUAUGACGUAUUGAUGUUUGUCAUCCUGCAGUGACAUCAUCACGUUGCUCUGAGGUCAGCAAAACAAGUACAGAAGAGAAACAAACACACACUGAACUACAGUAACACUGAGCAAAGAAACCAUACACAAAGCAGAAAUCGUCUUAAAAACGGCGAGCUGUAUCAUGACAAUAAAUCAUUAACUUUAAAGUCUGUGUGACCUGCAGGUAUACUAAACGAAAGGCAAAGCUGUGUCCUUUGUGAAGUUCACCUGCGAGACUGGACGAGGAGACGCCCAUCUAAGAGAUUGUUUUCUGUCACCUGAACCCGCUGAGAAUGGAAAAGGCUUUUUCCCUUUAAAUUGGCCGGUUUAGCGAGGCGUUAAACUCUAUUGGUAAGGGUUUAUGAGGAAAUGCAAUUUCAGGUGCCAUUAAACAAAUAAGACUUUUAUAUGGCCUUCAUUUAAUUGGAAUAGAAAAGGGAUUGUGGGUUAUUUCAGGAAGCUGUUAGGAAAUUGUGUUGGUCUGAAACGGAAAUAAAUAUAUAGAGGACGCAUCCUGGACCUUGUCCCUCUCAAAUGGCCUUUUAAAGGGA